AUGGCAGAGGUGACAGAGAACUUCUCAGCGUUACGAUUCUGGAAGGAUGUCGAGAAGAAGAAUACAUCGGCACCAGCCACAAAGAAGGGCUUCCAACUGCUAAAGCCACCCCCCGAUCCAGAGGAGGAGUUGACGACCAACUCCAUCCGCAUCGAAUACGACGACGCCGACGUCACAGGCGCAUUCAAUUUCUGGAAGAACAAGGCCAACAACUCCUCAAAGGAGGACCUCGACCCGCGUUCAUUCCCCCGACGCACUACCCGCGCUGGCACCAUCGAUCUCGCGGUACUCCACUCUCGCGAGCAACUGGAAAUCAACAAGCUACAUCAACAGCAACAAAUCCAGCAGCCACAGCAGCCACAACAACCGCAGGAAAAGAAGCCAGAGGACAAGGUUCAACCACAGGCACAAACACUCAACAACAACAAUGAGCAACAAACGACGGCUCCCGAUGAGUCGGGAUCGAGCUUGGUGGACACAAAUGGCAACAACAGGCCAAUAUCGCCACUGACUGUGCCGAGCGACGCGCGCAGGUCAAGGAGCUAUAGCUGCGAGCCACUGUCUACCUCCUCUGGAGCAUUGUUCGCACCCGUUCAAACAACAGACGAGGAGGUGGAGGAUCACUCCGAUGACACGUCAUCCUCCUCUGAGGAUACACCACAACAGGAGCAACAGAUGCAGCCACUGGUCAUCGAACAACAAACACCCACCAUCCAUGAGGAGAAUGAGGAUGUUGUUGUAUCGCAGGUCACACCUGUAGCAGUGGACGAGGAGGUUACUGUUGUCAGCAAGGUCGAUGUGGAGACAGAGAUACCCCGAGGAGAGGAGUCGACACCUGAUGUGCAUGUAGAUCAACAACCCCAGCCCGACCAGGUUGUCACUCUGAAGGUCGGACUCGAGCUUCUUCAUCAGCAACAGCAACAGCAACAGCUGCAGAUAUCCGCUGCCACUCAAUCUUCAAGCCUGGGCUCCGUGGAGGACUCCACUUCGACUUCGCUCGACAGCUACGAGAGCAUCUCGGACGAUGACUACAGCGAUGACGACACUGCCAAGGAGGUCUCAGAGGUGCAGUUCCAGUUCGAACAUGAUGGAUCCACCGCGAUCACAAUCACCACAACCGACACCUCUGAGUCAGUUGCCGCCAACAACAGUCCUGUCACAUCUGUUGAGGAGACACAAGUGUCCGUCGCCGCACAGCCAGCCGCUGCCACAACAUCUACAACAUCCACCACAUCAACCAAACCAGCACGACCAGAGUCCUUCCGCAUUGUCCAGUCUGAGCCACUGAACGUCAACCAUCCUUCAGCCGUGCCCAUCACCCCACCAAGACCCAACCGCCCAGAGCCACCAAAGGCCUCGCCAAAGCGCGGCUUUGGUGCCACACUCACACGCACCAUGACCAAGACCUUUGGUAACAAGUCUGACAAGGAGAAGCACAGAGAGUCAGUCAAUCUGGGUCAGAGCUACGAUGCGAGCAUCAAGGACAAGACGCCAAAGAAGGAGCGUGUCAAGAUGGACAAGGCAGAGAAGGAGCGCAAGAAGGCAGAGAAAGCAGAGCGCAAGAAGAAGGAGAAGGAGCAACGCGAGCAGGAGAAGAGCGACAAGAAGAGCGAUAAGCAUGAGAAGAAGCACAGCAUUGGCGGAUCGAGCAAGGGCAAGAAGAUCAAGCGCAGUAUGAGUCUCACUGACCUCAAGUCCAAGCCUGUGGCCAAGGUGCGCCAGCCAAUCCCAAAGGUCUUUGGUAUUGGUCUCUCCAAACAAGUCGCUGCCAACGAUGGCGCGCUACCUAGCUUCAUCACAUCAGCCAUUGACUACCUCUCCAACUCGGAGAACAUCGAUGUGGCCUUUGUCUUCCAGGACUCGCAUCAGGAGACCAAGGUCAAGAGCCUGCGCGCACUGGCCGACGUCGAGCCGAUCGACUUCUCCAAGAUGGCCAGCUCGCGCAUUGUGGGUGGCCUCCUGCGCAUCUUCUUUACAGAGCUGCCCCAGCCACUGUUCAACACCAAGUUCUACACAGAUCUGCUCGAGCUACACGAAUUGUCGCGCAUCGACAUCAAGUUAAACGAGCUUCGCGCGCUCAUCUGGACACUAUCACACCUGCGUCGCAGCCUUUUGCAGUUGUUCGUUGCGUUCCUCCGACAAAAGUAUGUGGACAAGUCGGCCAACGCGGCCGCCACCAUCGCAAUCCUGGCCACUACAUUCGGCCCAGCUUUCCUUCGCUCAGCCGAUCCCAAGCUUGCCAACGCACAGUUGGCACUGCGCGAGGAGACCCUGAAGCUGGUCAUCGAGAACCACGAGUUCCUCUUUGCAGAGUCGACCGCCACCGACCUGGUGCUGGUCAAGGGUGCCGAGGGCAACAUGAUCAUCCGCGAGGCCAGCGUUGACCAACUUCUGGACAAGGCCACCGACCCCUACUACGCUCACUGCGAGGAGCACUUCACUCUCAUCUUCCUCAUGACGCACAACCUAUACAUCACCCCCAACGACCUUGUUGAGAAGCUGGCCGCACUUUACAAACACGUUGCCAGUCUGGCCACGGGCGCUGGCGCUGAUUCGCCUCAGCCACCCAAGCGCGUAUCCAAGAAGCUGGUCAAGAUCUCUGAGGCCAUCAAGUUGUGGGUCGACUACUGUUACCGCGAGUUGCGUGAGGAUAAGAAGCUGUCACAGAAGAUACUCAAGGGCUUCCCACAUAUGGAGGCUUCACUCAGCUCACGUCUUUCGCACCGCUUCACGUUUGCUGACAUCCUCAAGAAGCCCAAGCAUGGCGCGGGCGGCAAGCGCAGCACACUGACGGAGAUCAUGCUCACGAACGAGGCAGCGGCCAAGGACCGCUCGCUGUUGGCCAUGGAGAUGGCCGAGCAAGCCACCCUGGCCGAAUACCAGCUGUUCAGCAACAUCCGCGCCAGUGACUGGGUGCGCAUGAUCCAGGGCACGGUCGACCCACUGCUCAGCCCACAGCUGUCUAACUCUCUCAAACGCUCGCAGACAUGGGCACAGUGGGCUAUGGGCGAGAUCCUGCAGGAGCUGGACAAGACCCAGCGCGUCUCAGUCAUCAACUUUAUGGUGGAGAUCGCACUCUACUGCAAGGAGCUGUGCAACUUCAACACGGCCAUUGGCAUCUGGAACGCACUCAACAACCAUCACGUCAAGCGUUUGGCCGAGACAUGGGAGGCAGUGCCACGCGAGACCAUCAACAAGCUCAACAACCUUGGCAACUCGCUGGCCAUGUGGCUCAAGCCCAAUGGCAACACAUUCAAUCAGAUAUGCGUAUCCACCUCGACACCUAUCAUCCCACACUUUGCCACGCUGCGCACUUUGCUGCAGCAGUUCAACGCGGCCGUACCCACAAAGGUGAACGGCGAAAACAUCAAUGCCGACAAGCUGCGCCAGACAUUCAGCAUCGUAGUGGACAUCCAGAAGCUGCAGCAGCGUGCCUACACGAUCAAGCAGUCUCCCAAGUUGCUGGCCCAGUUCCAGGAGCUCAACUCCCCCUCGCUAGACGACCUGGCCGAGUGGUCGCUCAAGGUCGAGCCCCCUCCUCAAGCCAAGAACAAGCGCUUCACUCCCACCAAGGACGUGGCCGCCACAUCAUGGCGCGAGAACAUCACCAAGACUUUCGCCAAGCCAUUGGGCCAGACAUCGAUCGGCAUCGACCUGCCGCGUCUGGCGUGCUUCUUCACUGUGGGUGGUCAACCUGUCAACACUGGCAACAAGAUCACUGAUAUCCACGGCGUUGUCCAAUCGAUGGCACGCAUGUUGUUGACCGACGCUGACGUUCCCGAGGGCACGGCGCUGGCCGACCAGCUCGAGCGCCUGGAUGGCGGCUUUGAGAAGUACAUCCCAUUCAUCACGCCCGUCGACUCGGACCUGAAGCGCGACCUCAUCACAUAUCUCGAGGAGAUCGUCGGCGCCGAGAGCAAGGUGGUUCAGGUGCUCAAGUGUUGCAACCAGGCCAUCAUUGCGCCCGCCGUCAUCGAGCUGACGCUCAACAUUGCCAAGAACCUGCAGUUCAUGGAUUCACAGGGCUCAUGGCGCAUCAGCGUGGAGCGCAGCGUCGAGCAGCCGGGCACGAUCCUCGUGCGCAAUGCCAAGAAGCAAAAGUCGCGCUCGGAGGACCCCAAGGACAUGUUUGAGUUUGAAUGGUCUCUGGAGCUGGCCUUGGAUGCCAGCUGCAAGGCUAUCACCUCGCUCGACAUCAAGAUCAUGUCGCUCACAUUCACCGAACAGACUUCGAGCACUGUCAAAGACCAACUCAUCCAAGCGUUCUCACCUUAUUUAUUAUCUAAGGAUUGUAUCAAACAACAUCAACAACAGACUCAGUCGCCAGUGGUGGUGGCCAAUGUUGAGGUCGUCGAGCAAGCACCAGUUUCUCAGCCGACCCAGACACAGCCAGAGACCGAGGAACAAACUCAAACACAGCCACACCAACAAGAGGAACAACCAAGUGUACAUUCAACCGAAGGACCAUCAUCGCCAGAGGGUGCCAUCGAGAACAAAGAAUAA
This is a messenger RNA of Acytostelium subglobosum LB1, 4503 nucleotides long. RefSeq lists its product as hypothetical. Gene Ontology annotation, biological process: Ras protein signal transduction; positive regulation of GTPase activity. NCBI's taxonomy places the organism in Eukaryota, Evosea, Eumycetozoa, Acytosteliales, Acytosteliaceae. Bases 1 to 4503 code for a protein of 1500 amino acids. Gene Ontology annotation, molecular function: guanyl-nucleotide exchange factor activity. The transcript has 2 exons. The record is from RefSeq and is a predicted model, not a curated record. Gene Ontology annotation, cellular component: plasma membrane.